Molecule: messenger RNA, 3589 nt
Organism: Beta vulgaris subsp. vulgaris (sugar beet)
Lineage: Eukaryota; Viridiplantae; Streptophyta; Magnoliopsida; Caryophyllales; Amaranthaceae
Product: glutamate receptor 2.7
Exons: 5
Coding region: 64-2970 (968 amino acids)
Cellular component (GO): plasma membrane
Molecular function (GO): glutamate-gated receptor activity
Source: RefSeq, a predicted model, not a curated record
AACUUCUUUUUUUUGAGGAAAUCUAUAAAUAAAGUUUUGAGAAAACAGAUUAAAGAUAACACAAUGAAUAAGUUAAGUAAAAAUUUACCAAUAUUAUUAAGAGCUUUUUCUUAUAUACUCUUUUUAUGCUUAAACAACUCCUUCAAAUCAUUAACAUUAGUUGCUGCGCAAGCAGUUCCAGUGAAAGUAGGAGUUGUGCUAGACAUGGAAAGCAUAGAAGGGAAGAUAGGAUUGAGCUCCAUAAACAUGGCGAUUGCGGAUUUCGAUGCUGCUCAUCCUCAAUCCAAGACUAGGAUUGUUCUUCAUGUUAGAAACUGCAAACAUCAUGACACUGUUAUGGCUGCUGCUGCUGUUUUGGAUUUGUUAAAGAAUGAACAAGUAGUAGCAAUCAUUGGGCCAGAUUCAUCAGCGGCAACUCAAUUUGUUAUCAAUCUGGGGGAUAAAGCUCAAGUUCCCAUCAUUUCGUACUCCUCUACAAGCCCUUCCCUUUCUCCCUCACAAAACCCAUAUUUCAUUCGAGCAACGCAUAAUGAUUCUUCCCAAGUACAACCCAUUAGUGCCCUUAUUCAAGCUUUUGGGUGGAGAGAAAUUGUUCCUGUUUAUGUUGGUGAUGAAUUUGGAGGUGGGAUCAUACCUUAUUUAGCCGAUGUUCUACAAGAGAUUGGAACUCGCAUCCCUUAUAGAAGUAUCAUUCCCCCAUCUUCCACCAAUGAUCGAAUAGAAGCAGAGCUAUACAGGUUAAAAUCUAUGUCCACUCGUGUCUUUCUCGUUCACAUGGAAGCAUCUCUAGGAUCUCGGUUGUUUCUAAAAGCGAAGCAACUAGGAAUGAUGAGCAAAGAAUAUGUAUGGAUUAUCACGAAUGCCAUGGGAAAUGUCUUGGAGUCUUUAGAUCCUGUAGUAAUCGAGUCGAUGCAGGGAGUUUUGGGAGUGAAGAGUUAUGUAGCUAGAACUCGAGAGUUGGAACAUUUUACUUUCAAAUGGAUAUUGAAAUACCAAAGAGUAGACUCGGCACUUUCUAAUGUUGGAAUGAGCAUCGAUGGUCUUCGAGCUUAUGAUGCAACUAUGGCUCUUGUUAGAGCUAUCGAAGAAGUCGGUAUAACUAAAUUCACCUUUAUUCAGGGAGCUGAUAAUACAACCAAUAAUCUAUCAAAUGAUAUUUCUGAUUUUGGAGUCUCAUAUUUUGGUCCAAACUUACUACACGCAGUACUAAGAUCAAGCUUCAAAGGACUUUGCGACAACUUUAUUCUAGUUGAUGGACAGUUACAAUCUUCAAUCUUUCAGCUUAUAAAUAUAUGGGGGAGUAGAGAAAAAGUAAUUAGUUUAUGGACACCAUCUAGUGGACUUGUUAAAAAUCUAUCAUCUUCGGCAAACAACAAUGAAUAUGCUACUAUGAAGACCGGCCUCGAGUCCAUUGUAUGGCCAGGAGGCCUAACAAAUGCACCCAAAGGUUGGGUUGUUUCACCAGAUGGAAGGCGUUUAAAGAUUGGUGUUCCAAUGAAGAUUGGUUUCCAUCAAUUUGUGAAAGUAACUCAACAUCCUAUCACCAAUACAACAGAAGUUUCAGGCUACUGCAUCGAUGUUUUCGAUGCUGUAAUGAAAAAACUACCAUACUCUGUACCCUACGACUAUAUCCCUUAUACGGAGCAUGCUGGUGAACCAACUAAUAGAUAUGAUAAUUUGGUUUCUCAAGUCUAUCUCAAGAACUUCGAUGCAGUGGUAGGAGAUAUAACAAUUCGAGCCAAUAGAUCGUUUCAUGUUGAUUUUACAUUGCCUUAUACUAAAUCCGGUGUGGUAAUGGUUGUAGCUAUGAAAAGCAAUAAGAAUAUACGAGCUUGGCUCUUUCUCAAACCCUUGACGAGGGAUUUGUGGAUUGUAGCCUUCUGUUCCUUCCUUUUCUUUGCAUUUGUAGUUUGGGUACUUGAGCAUCGAAUAAACGAAGAUUUUCGAGGACCACCAGCACAUCAAGCAGGGACAAGUUUGUAUUACUCCUUUUCAACAUUGGUUUUCUCACACAGUUACCUUAAUGUGUUUAGCAACCUAACGAGGUUUGUGGUGAUUGUUUGGGUGUUCGUGGUGCUCAUCCUAACACAAAGCUACACUGCGAACUUGGCAUCUUUAUUGACUGUAGAACAACUACAUCCCUCCGUUAACAAUAUGAAGGAGCUAAUAAAUAGAGGAGAAAGUGUUGGAUUUCAAGAAGCCUCCUUUGUCGAACAGUUUCUAAUAAAUAUGAACUUCAAUCCAUUAAACUUAAAGUCUUACAAUACAACAGAGCAGUUACAUGAACUUUUAGAAAAGGGAACACAAAAAGGUGGCAUUGCAGCAGCAUUCGAUGAACUUCCAUAUGUGAAGGUCUUUCUUGAUGAAUAUCGCUCCAAGUAUACCAUGCUUCCGCCAAUACAUAAGACCAAUGGCUUUGGAUUUGUUUUUCCCAAAGAUUCUCCUCUUACAUCAGAUGUCUCUCGCGAAGUGCUAAUCGUGACAGAAGGGCAAGAAAUGAUUGAGAUUGAGAACAAAUGGUUCAGGGGCACAGAAUUAGUAGAUUUAGGUGAUUCAUUAUCUUCCAACAGUCUUGGUCUUGAUAGUUUUUGGGGCUUAUUUACACUCGCUGGAGCUGCAACAUUGUUCGCUCUCAUUGUAUCGUUGGCAAGCUUUCUAAAAGAACAUAGGAGUGUAUGGUCAGAUAAUAGUACCUCUGUGAGAAAUCGAGCUACGACACUGAUGAAAAUUUAUGAUCAAAGAAAUCACAACUCCCAUACUUUCAAGAAAAGCAACCUGCAAGAUCAAAAUUUUCCUAGCACAACAUCAAAUAGUCCAUACGCGCAAAGUCCUUCAAGUUAUUUGAAUAGUUCCGAAAGAGGCUUCAUUAAUUAUGAAGGGCAAUCAACUCCAUUGUCUGAUAUAAUACACCCCGACAUAGGAGGGUUGGAAAAGCUUGAGGGUGCUGCUAACGAACAAGUUUACAUUUAGGAUAUACACGAUACACAAGGUAUGAAGCUUGUGAAGAAUGACUUUUCAAAAAAAAAAGUACACUUGUGCAGAGAGAUCAUGUAGAUUUCAACAAGAAAUUUGUUAGGAUUUGUAUAUAUACAGAUUAACAUAAUUCCAUGCUUACCUCUCAACAUGAAACAGGAGUUUAGUGAUCGACGUUGAUAGUUUAGAUAAGUUAGGUUUAGUAAAGAUAUGUUAAAUUCAUCAAAAAUAAGUAAGGUUAAGCAAAUAAAAGUAGAGUUAAUCAAUACGGGCAUCGCAAGCUUUUGAGGUAGAUUAUAGUGUUUUGACUCGGACAAAUCACUAAUAAAGGAAAAAUAGGAGUGUUUGAGUAGCUUUUAGGCAUGGAACAUGUAUUGUUUUAGUAGUAUUUAUUAAAAGCUUCAAUUUGUAGUUUUUGCGGUAUAUUUUAGGCUUUAGUCGUAUAUAAAUCCUAUACUUCCUUCGUUUUGAAAUAAGUGAAACACUUCUUUUUUUAUGUGAGGACUACUUGAGAGAAGUAUUUCAUUUAAAUCAUAAUAGAGGAAGCUAAGUAUUAAAGUUUUGUUUUAGUUUUUGACUAGUUAUUUGUAAACAACUACUUUGACAGCUUCUUUUA